GUGUGUGUGUAUAUAUGUGUGUGCGCUGCUGCAUUUCGUCCGGCCGCGAAGCUGCUCCAAAACACGGGCUGCGAGCGGGGCUCGUUGGCGUCCCCGCCGCGGAGGUGCGUGUCCGGGUGAGAGGGGAAAGAGAGACAGGCGCAGAGGGGGGGGGUCCGCGCUGCGUGAGACCAGCCCAGAGCUGGCACUCGGAGUGGACUGAGAGCCAUCUCGCCCCCCACACCCCUGCUCCACGAUAUGCUGCUGCUCAGACUCGGCUCGCCGGCUGCGGAGGGCUCGCUGCUCCUGUCGGGUGAAGACAGCUCCCCAGGGACGUCGGACUCGAGCUGCAACCGGCCGGACCGGAGAACGAGGAGGCGAGAGAAGAACCGGGAAGCGGCUCAGAAGAGUCGCAAAAAGCAGACGGAGAGAGCCGACACUCUGCACAAGGUAACGGACAGCCGCCCUGUUCGAUUAAUCGAUAGGUCUAGGUGGGUUAUCGGGGGGGGGGGGGCGGCCUGAGACGCAGAUCCGAGAGAGACUUCUUUUCCUGGACUCUGUCAUUCGGCUGUGACCUCGUCUUUUCCUUUCUCCUUCCUGAGAAGUUACUUUUACGGGCGCUCGGGAAAGGCAAAGUUGUUCUCUUAUCAUCGUCAUCUUCUUCAUCAUCAUCAUCAUCAUCUCUCCUCUCCUCCCUCUGCGGCCGCACGCUGACAUUUCUGGCGGGGGGGCGGGGUUGCGCAACAGGCGCGGGGGCUCCGGUUGAGCAACCGAGGCGCCGGCUGACAUCAGGUCGCGCUACUCCUCCGCAAACUCCCCCCUCCCCCCUUCCUCUCUCCCUCUCCUCCUCCUCCUCCUCCUGCUCCUCUCCUGUCGAGAGCCACCGGCGUCGCGCGCUUGCCUCCCCGGCGAGGGAGAUUCCCAGCAGGAAGCGGGUCAGCACCCUUCCUCCCUCCCCCCUGAUCCCGGAGAUUAGGAAAGACACGCCGGGCCACCCGCGUCCUGUCCGAGGCUCCGUCGUCGCCUUCUUGUCGGUCAAGAAUUCAAGGCGAAGGAACACCCGGGGCUUUUUAUUAAUAUGAAAACG
Molecule: messenger RNA, 1066 nt
Organism: Lepisosteus oculatus (spotted gar)
Lineage: Eukaryota; Metazoa; Chordata; Actinopteri; Semionotiformes; Lepisosteidae
Source: RefSeq, a predicted model, not a curated record